Molecule: messenger RNA, 3281 nt
Organism: Macaca mulatta (Rhesus monkey)
Lineage: Eukaryota; Metazoa; Chordata; Mammalia; Primates; Cercopithecidae
Source: RefSeq, a predicted model, not a curated record
GUGACCCUAAGGAGGAUUCCUUAAGGUCACUCCUCCUCCUGGGGACCAGAUUCCAGGCUUCUCAGGACUGGAGAAGGGGGAACGCGUCUUCCCUUCCCAAAGCGCCAGCUCGUUUAGAUACAGGUGCCUGGGGCUUUGGCCCUUGUCGCUGACGAGGGGUAGGUGGAACGGGGAACACUCCUUUCUUUCCGAUACUGGUGACUGUGAGUGCGUCUCGAAGGAUGGGGGUGCUGAGCCUACCGCUUCGCUCGUUAGGGAACAAAUUGCUGUUUUGGCCCCGGCGGCUCCUCUGGGCGCGGGCGGCAGCCGAGCUCUCUGGCAAAUCGUGGGAGGGAGGAGGAGCGGUGCUGGCAGGCAAGUCCGGGGGACCGUCGCAGCGCGGGAGGCCAAGAAGCGACGGCCGCCCCGGGCCCGGCUCCGCCCCGCCGGGAAGGGGCUCCCUGCAGCCGCCCCCGGGCAGCUCCCCGCACGGCGCCGCGAGGAGCUCUCCAGGACUGAGCUGGGUGAGGCGCGGGGCUCGGCCUUCCUCGCUCCCCCGGUGCCAGGACCCGCAUGCACAAGGGCUACCCACCCUCUGGUUUCCCGGCAGCUCCUGCUUGCGGGGGCACUUCAUAAGAGCAGCUGGAUCCAUUUUCCAGAGAGUCAAGUUGAGGAUGAGAAAGUCUCGAGGGCCGGACAGCUGUGCGCGCAGAACCCCCGCCCCAUCUGCUUUUAGAUUUCCCGGGUGUGGCUGGAGCCCCUCUAGAGCGCCGGCCUUCGCUGGCCGCCGGGCCUUCACCUGCGCCUGUCGCCCUGUCCCCUUGCCCACUGCAUUUUCCUCGGGAAGAGCAUCUUCCACAGCAUGCGCCCCCCACCCCACACGCCCCGAGCCCUUCUCCCAUUCCGCCGGGGGAGAAGCGGCUGCUAGGAGGCUCUCGGAGAGCCCCCGGACUGCGGAGAAAGACGCCUCCCCUCUGCAGCUGAGGCCGAGUCAGCGGGAGGGGGCCGGCCGUUCGCCAGUGGUUCUCCGAGGGACUGGCGGGGAGGCCCGCAGGGUAGGAUCAGGGCGGUCGCCGCCUCCCCGCCCCCACCGAGGUCCCGAAGGGAGGGGAGCCCUCGGCGGGAGGCCUGUCCCUUUAAGGAGGCGGCCCUGGCUGGGUGUGCCCCGUCUCCAUGGUUACCCCGGUGCAGGCGGCGGGCGCGGGAGGGAGGGAGGGAAGCUGCAGCUUCUCCCCGACAGACGGAGGGAGCUGCCGAGAGCCGGCGCCGAGCGAAGCCCGAGCGGAAGCCCACCCGCAGCCGACACGCGAGCCGCUGUCGCGGAGGGAGGUGCUGAGAGCGCCGCGGCUGCGGGGCCUGGAGCCCGGGAUUCGUGGGCGGCGAGGGUGCGAGGGGUCGCGCGCCAUGCUCCGGGUCCCGACGGCGCGGACGCCCCCUCGCGCGCCCGCGGCCGGCGCGACCCGAGAUCCCGGUCUGGGCAUUGCCCCCCGACGGCUGCGCUAGGGAGCGCGGGGCCCGGCGGGGGGCGGCCGAGCUGGGCGCCCUCCCCCGGCGCGGAGUCCCCGCACCCCGGAGGGAUGGGGCCGGCAGCCGCGGGCGCCUAAGAUGCCGGCCAUGCGGGGCCUCCUGGCGCCGCAGAACACCUUCCUGGACACCAUCGCUACGCGCUUCGACGGCACGCGUGAGUCCGACCCUCGCCCACUAGCACCCGGGCCGCCGGACCCUCGCCAGGGCUCCCGCCUGCCCUGAACCCCCAGCAGCCCAGCUUGGCGCCCGCCAGUUCUCACCCUCUACUCCCUACCCGCCCCUCUUGAGGCUGGGGCCAUCGUCUCCUGCUAGGAGCCGUUUCCCCGAAGGUUCGGGGUCAACACUGCUUCAGGCGAGGCAACAGGACCAGAAGUCCCUGGGUGUGGGUCCUGGGAUGCUCUCUGUUAGCUGGGUCUCCAACCCGAACCUGGUCAGUCUGACCCGUCCCACCCCUGCGUCUGGCGCUGUCGCAGCAACUACCCUCAGACUGGCGGGGUAAGGCGAGGCGGGUGAGCAGUGCUCGGGGACAGCUGAGAGGGCUCAAAAAACAGAUUUAGAAAAGAGAUUUGCAAACGGAGAUAGAGUAGGCGGGACUCGGGAGAGCAUGGUGUGUCCAAGCCCCGUGUCUCAUAGCCUGAACCCCCUAGACUUGGGGAGGCCAUCUAGCCCCAAGAAGAUGGUCUGGGGACUCCCAUCAGGACUGGCGAAGUUUGGAGAAGGCGCCCCAAGCUCUGGAUCCCCGGUUCCGGGGGCUCUGAGCACAGGGGAAGUGGUGAAAGCCCCUCCCCCCUCCUCUCCCUCACAUCCCCCGUGGGGCUUCCCAGCUCUCUGCCUAGGUCCUCCUUGGUCUCCGGUUCCUGAUAGGGGGUGGGAGCCCAGCACUGAGCUCUCCCCCCUCUGGGCUCCUCCAUCUGCUUUGCCAGUUUGCUUGGCUCCUGCAGCCUGCUGAUUCAGUGCCCCCUACUCCCCAAUACAUUCCUGGCUCCUGGCUCCCGAGCUCAGUCACCAUUCUUACACCCCCAUUCUUGAUCACAUUCACUAAUUCCUGAGCCAGGUCAGGCAGCUAGGGCUAAAACACAGACAGCAGGAUGUAUGGUGGUCUGGGGUUGCCUCCCAGUCUAGGUGUGUCCCAGUGGGAGAAGCCAGACAGCCAACCUGGGUACCUGGCUUGUGGGUGAGCCUGGCAGAAGUAGAGGUGGGGCUGAGGCUGGCGCAGAGCUGGCAGUGCAGUCCUUGUUAGGGAAUCCCCAAUCCCAGCCCUUACCCCACAUUGCUCAGGACACCCUCCAGAGGGCACAGUGCCCGUACAGCGUUUCAUUCACUGACCUCAGUUCACACGUACUGAUCCUUGAAUGUACUCACACCUGCUGCAGGGCACUGACAAACAGGUGACACACACUAAUUGCCAUUCAUAAACAGCCCGGCCCUAACACACACAGGAUUCCUGGGGUUUGAAAAACCCACUAUUUGGUUGCAGGUAUUUGGGAAAGGAGGGGUGGUAGGCCUCCUGCCCCUUCACCCCACGCCUCCUCUGAGAGGUGCUCUCUUGCAGACAGUAACUUCGUGCUGGGCAACGCCCAGGUGGCGGGGCUCUUCCCCGUGGUCUACUGCUCUGAUGGCUUCUGUGACCUCACGGGCUUCUCCCGGGCUGAGGUCAUGCAGCGGGGCUGUGCCUGCUCCUUCCUUUAUGGGCCAGACACCAGUGAGCUCGUCCGCCAACAGAUCCGAAAGGCCCUGGACGAGCACAAGGAGUUCAAGGCUGAGCUGAUCCUGUA